CGAUCACGCACGUAUGAGUGAACGCGCGCAUAUGCAACUUUCGGUAUGAUCGAAUGCGCAUGCGCAUCGCGCGCACCCCACCCACAGACAGACAGGCCGCUGCUCCGCUGUUUGUAACAAGCAGAGAGUCUAGAACGCCACACCAGCGUCGAGCGCAACCGGCCUCGGCUUCAAACAAGACACGAUUAUACUCCUGCUGUGAAAACGAACGGUAUACGGUAUUGAGAAAAAAGAACGGACGAUAUUAUACGUAAGAAGGAAAAGAGGAAAAUAAAAGAGAUCGGUAGUGUACGCGUGCGCGUUAUUAUAUAUUAUAUUUCGUUGUUUCUCGUCAAGCAGACCAAAUGAUGAGUGUUCGCAAAGAUUUUCUGUGAAAAACAGGAAAAAAGGUUCGUUCACCUUUCUGUUCGAGAGUUGUCGGUAUACAAUCAUAUCUCUGCACGAUUGGUUGCAUAUUUGGAUUGUGUGCGAUAUUCACCGAGAACAUAAACGUGUACACUUUAUAUUGAAAAUUGAGUGUAAUUUGAAGUGGCGAAACGAAAAGAAUCGAUGGAAACUCGGCGGUUCGAAGAUCGAUUCGACUAUCGACCGGCACGGCAAUACGAGCGAACGUGAAAAAAGUUGGAAGAGAGGUUAGAAAAGACAAGUAAGAGUAAAGAUUGUGUCGUGUACGUGAUUGCGAAGCCCGAAGGAAUACGUGGUCGAAGCAAAAAGCGAAAAAAGUGCCGAAGAAAGAGAGAAUAAAAGAAGAAGAGAGAGCAAGAAGGAAAAGGCGAGAAAAUAGAGGUGUUGAGUGGUGGGCCUGCGAGCCGGACAGUACGUGCCUGGGCUGCGCUCGCACGAUCUACACCGGCAUGGCCGCCGAGGCCAGCUGAACUUUUUCUUCUCUCUCUCUUGCACGACGAUCGUUGCUCCCACCCACUUUAUGCAUCUUUCUUCCUCCCUUCCUUCUUUUCUGUCUCAUUUCUCUCUCUUUCUCGUUCUGUCAAUCCUUCUUCGUCUUCGUUCACGCUUCUCCCACUUCUUGACUGUCUCGUCAUUUCGUCUCUUUUUUUCUUUCUUCCAUCCAACUCGUUCUGACUCUCUUUCUCUUCCGUUCUUUGCUUAACGCAAGAGAGGACCGUGCGCCACGAAUACCCAGACUCCUUGUGUAUGCGUUCGCUUAUGUGUGUAUACGCGCAGUUUGCCAGCCAUCGCGGGGAAAUCGAGUGGAGGCUUGCCAUUCGAGAAAAUCAGUGAACGCAAGCGAACCCCUUACAACUACUGCUAUUUAACCACGGACACAUGCGUCAGAUUUAUCGCGGCAGUGGUCUUCAUAACUGAUAUCGUGAUGUGCGUGUGUGAUUCAACGUAAAAGUUGUUUUAUUUGAAUCACCGAUGGAAAUUAAUUUUCUCGCAUAAAUAACGAAGGAAAUAACGUGUAUCAUUCAGAGGAAUGAGUGUAAUGUGCGCGAAAGAGAAAAAUACUGUAUUGCGAUGAUUGCGACGUUGUUCGAUCAAGUUGAUCGCUAUAUCUACAAUUAGAUCGUUCAGGCACAAACACGACGCGAUAAAUGGUUGGUUGACUUUGAAAUUUUAUAACACGCGAGAACAGUGAAAUUCCCGUUGACAGUCGAUCAGUCAAUCAGUCAGUCAGUCAGUCGUCAAAGUACGGGGCGACGCAAUCAAUCGUGACGCACCUGUCGGCAUCGUCGUCGUCGGGGUGCUGGCUAGCAGUGGCAGAGAGUGUGGCAGUGUCUCGUAUGCCGGCAGCAGAAGACGGAAGAAUAACGGAGGGUAGAAUAAAGGGCAAGCAUCCAGCUCGGUGAAGUUUACGCACGAGGACGUACACGAGAGAGAAGAGAAGACACACGGAGGAAGAAGAAACGCUUCGAGGAAGAGGAAAGAAGGAUGCGCGAGAAGGAAAACGUCGGUGAGGACCUCCUACUCGUUGCUUUUCCACGACGACGAGCAGUAGUACUGUUGUUCGAGGUGCGAGCCGCGUGACACGAAUGCGAGAGUGUGAGAGAAAGGAGAGGCAGGAACGAGGGGGAGAGAGAGAGAGAGGAAGGAGAUCUACCCAACAGCGAAGGCAUAUCCGGCCGUGGCAUGUGCGCACGACAAGGACAGAGUGAAGUGGCUAUUUCUGUGGAGCAUAGGGGGCCGCUCGUAUAAAAUAAGCAGUGAAUGAAGGAGCCUGUUUACUGGCAGACGGCCUACGCGAGAUUCAGUCGUCGACUCUCUUUCUCUCGCGCUCUCUCUCUCUCGGCCGCGCACGCUAAUCGUCGUUCCCUCGUGCCUUCUCUCUCUCUCUGAUUUUCGCUCUCGCUCUCGCUCGAGCAGGCGUCCCGUAGCGGAAAGAGAAAGGGAAAAAGAAAGAAAGAGAGACGGACGCGCAUCGUUGCCACGAGAGAGAGCCGUGUGUGUUCCCAGUGCGCGAGAAGAGUCCGCAGUGUAUUCACCGGUCUUGUCCUGUCUUGCCUCGUCUCGACUCGUCUCGCCACCCCUUCCUCCUACCUCACCACACCUCGCUCUACCUCUCCUCACCUCCUUCACCUCAUCACGCACCUUAGUACUCCAUCGACACUCCGCCCUUUGCCUCACUUUGUCUCGCUUCGGCUUGCUUCCUCUUCUCGUGUUCCUCCGCUUCUCUCCACGUAACCUCGCCGCCUCACCUCAUCUCUCGUCCCGUCUCGCUUUGCCUCGCCUCGCCCCACCUCGUCUUGGCUAGCUUUACCUCGCAUCGCCUCGCGUCGCCUCGCCUCAGUUCGCCUCGUCUCACUUCGUCUCGUCUCGCCUCGCCACGACUCGACUCGACUCGGUUCGGUUCUCGUCUCCUCUUCCCGUGCUUAUGUUUUUCUUGACAGAGCUCUACGCCGGAGUCACUGUGCCGCGUUCGCCGCUUUCGUUCCUAACCAUGGAAAUGUACCGAUAAUCCGUAGCUUUCGCAAGUUUCUCGUUCCUCUCAUACGUUUUACCACACGUAUACAUCCGUACCGGAGCAUGUGUUUACGUGCUGUGACGUGACCAGUGCGAAGAGAAGUGAACAAUUUUUCGAGAUUUCACGGUGCGCGCGCUUCACUUCCCAUCUUUCUUUCUCGUUUCCCUUCCUUUUCGAACCGCGUGUUGUGUGCUCGCGGAUUCGACGACGCGAAAAACAGUGAAAGAGACUACUGAAAGAGAGAAAAAACGAGUUUCUCGGCUCGCUUCUCCGAUGAGUUCGUGCUCGUACACGUGCCACGGGGAUUGGAGCAAGGGAUAAAGCUAAAGCGGAAGAUUUGCGGUUCUGUGAAGGAUACAGGUGAAACGGAAGUGCCGAAAGUGUGGAUACCUUGGACUACGAGCCGCCCCCGGUGCUGCCACCGCGGCGCCCGCCCUGGCCGUUCAACAGCCCGAGCAGCACCGCCUCGAGGUACAUCGGGCAGCGCACCAUCACCAUCGCCACCACGUCCCCGUUGACACCGACGGCGGCUACGACGACUACCACGUCGACGACGCCACUGACAACGACGCUAGUAUCGGCGCUGUCCGCCUCCCAAGGCUCAACGACCUCCUCGUCUGCGCGAGUGUCGCCGCAGCCGCCACCCUUGACGCCGCCCCAGUAUCCUGCGCCUCCACGGCCCCCUAGUCGAAACGCAAGAAGUUUCUCCGCGCCGCUACUACUUUGCAUGCGAAGUCAAAACAGCUUCCGACGACCAACUCUCUCUCCGUUUGGCUCGCAAGGGAAGUUGAACAGAGGCCGGCAAACAUCUGUCGUAACGUCUUCGCUGCAUGGGGCGCGCGUUCCCUGUCAGUUAUGACAAAAAGCUGCAACAUCCUGGAAAACGGCGGUGCAAGUGGGGAUGAAGCGCGUGUCGCGAGGGCGAGAGGAAGCGGACGCGGAGCAUUACCGAGCCUCAUCCUCGCUAAUGGAACGCCCUUGUCGAGAGUGUCACCACCUCGCGCGGGCUGGCCAGUGCGGAUCAACGAGGCGACACUUACUACCCCGAGUCAAUCAAUUCACUAUCAGCAGCAGCAACAACACCACCACCACCACCAGAAUCAGCAUACAUCGAGUCCAAGCACACCGAGAGCUGUCGAACAAUGGGCUAGCGAGCGGGCAACAUCGUCGGUUUUGUCGGUUGGUCGUUCCGCAUCACCAUCCUCGCCAGAAACAGCAAGGAGACCGGGAACAGGAUCGUCUAGAAGAGUUUUCUCGUCGUCGAGUCGAGUUAGGCCAGGAGGCGGAGGUGGAGGUGACGGAAGAGGAGCAGAAAGAAGCACAGAGAUCGGUAACGGUAUCAAUUUCACGAAUCACUGGCAGGAGGAAGAAGAGCUGGAGGCGAAGAAGAAGGAGGAGCACCGGAAGCGUUGCGUGGACACAGCGGCGCAUUGUCAAGCCGAGCAUCUUGAACUGAGAGGUCGGCCGAUGUCGCAAAACAAUGCGAUCGCGCCGCUCUCGCGGCCACCCUCCUCGCAGACGAAUAUAAACGACACCACCGAUGCCGUAGCGAACAGCAACGUUGACGAUGGAGAAGCGCAUUCCGUUCAACAGCAAAAUGUCACCACCACUGGUCGCGUCCAUGAUCACAAUCGGCCGUUUCCUCCGCCAAGAUUGCCGAGCGUGCACGUUGCCACUGCCUCGACAGCGCCCCCUCUCACAGCAUCGUCGAAUCCGAGAGUAUUGGUCACAGCGCCGCUCAGUCCGCUCUCGAACACCUUCCGAAGCAGACCGAGAAACGUGGAUACUUCGACGAGCGAGACGAAUGCUCGAGGAUUGGUAUCGAACGACACGCCACCUAGAAGUCCUAUAAGCGAAGUGAGUCUGACCGUGCCCAGGCCGGACGGAGAGAGAGCCAUCAACGAGUACGUCGAGGCACCGUUCAAACAUAGCAACCAACAGGAGCGACGAGUGUUCGAGGAUGAGAGCAAACGGGGGAUCGGUGCCGAUUGCCCGAAAAUCGAUAGGAGGCAUCGACAGAAAGGUGGUGAUGCGUCCGUCGCGGCGACGCAUCGGCUGCACGCGAGCAGGACUCAAGCGUUUCGUGGAUUGAUCGCGAGCAGUGGGACGAAUGCGACCGCGUCCGCAGGCUCGAUCGCCGCGAACACCGCGACACCGAAUGCGGUGACCAAGCAGCCGGUCUCGUUCACCAAAGAACCGGCCAACAGCCUCGCUUCUAGGACUUAUGAUCCGGCCGGUUUGUCGAUAAUGUGCAAUUUCUGCGGUAGAUGUCGUUGCGAGUCUUGUCGGGAACCGCCUCCAUUGCCCAGCAAAUGGCUGUGCGACAACAAGUGUUUCUGUUCCGCCGACACGAUUCUCGAUUACGCUUCUUGCCUGUGCUGCGUGAAAGGACUGUUUUAUCAUUGCGUAGACGGGAAUGGAUCAGGUGGAAUCGAUGGGGAGGCGGCUGCUAGUUGUGCGGACGAGCCGUGCUCCUGUACGGGAAAUAGGCGAGCCUCCAGGUGGGCCUGCCUUGGCGCCUUGACUCUCGUCAUGCCCUGUUUAUUGUGCUACUGGCCGUUCAAAGGAUGUGUCGCGGCCUGUGAGGUGUGUUAUGCUCGGCACGCAGCCCAGGGAUGCAGAUGUAAUCCGAACACGACUGGGAACGCCGGAAACAGACAUCAUCCGAUCGCGAAUGAUAUCGGGGAUUCGAGAGAUCCGGAAAAGAGGUUACUCGACCCUGUCACGCCGGAACUCUAAUUGGAAGAGAUACAGCAACAGUAACACCAACACCCGCAGUGUUAUCUCUCACGUAGGAGGGGGGACACAAAAUUGCUCUUCUACGCACAGAGAUUAUCCGACAGGAGAGGGAGCAAAACGAAAAUUGCAUUAAGUACAAGAGUUGCAUUUAAGUCGAGAAACGAUAAUCGAGAAUGACGAAUUUGUACGUCUAACGUCGCGAGUGUUUUAUUUAUUAUUCUUCCAUGCGCGCGCGAAAAUGCGAAGCGAGCGAGAGAGAUUGAGAGAGCAAGAAAGAAAGAACGAAUGGAAGAACGCGAGAUCGUGUCACGGGGGAGGGAGAUGAUGCUAAAGGAUAUAGUGGCGUAGGAAAGAUGAUAGAAGGAUAAAGGGAGAAAGGGCGAGAAAGAUGACAAGGUACGCGAGCUUGCGUAUUAACGCAGAAACAUACCACUUACGUAUAGAUAGGUCUAUACACGAUAGAAUAUAUAAAUAGUACCGCGCACACACAGAGAACAAGUGCGAGCGUGACCAAGCGAAUGUGCGGAACGUGAAUGAGAGAGUGAGAGAGUGAAUAGAAGAACCACUAAAGUAUAUUAAACGCGAGCACGUGUACGCGCGUAUACACGCGUUUCUGCUGUUACUACUUGAAGCGCGUGUAUGCGCAUCUACACCUAGAUUAUAGAUAUGUAUAUUGUAUAUUAUAUUUGUAUAAAGAAAAAUCUUUUCUACGGUUAAUUUAUUCGUGGCUGAAUUGCCAAGUAACACAUAUAUAAAGUUUCGCAGUAAGAGGAGCACGACACGGAGAAGAGGCGAGACGAGAAGGCCGCGACUGGAUUAUUUGCAAAAAUUAUUUCCAGUCUCUUACCACUGCGAUAGGAAACGCAUAAAGAAUAUCGGCCGUAAAGAGGAAGAAAGAGGGAAAGAAAGCAGGAAAGGGCGGGGCAGGGGGAAGGAAAGCUCUGAAAAGAAGCAUUGUCCGUAUUUCCGAAUGUUUUCCUCGGCAUAUGAUGUAUACGCUUUUAUACUCGUUAACACUGGAAUUGUAUCGAGCGCGCGAGGCCCUGUCGAGCGUUAGAGAGCGUGAUAUGACACGAGAUCGAGAUAAUGCACGCGCGUUCGGGUUGCAUGAGAGCGAGAGAACUGUAAAUCUGUAAGAAUGAACGUUUGCGUUUAUGUGUGUAUGUUAAGUAUGUAUGCGUAUGUGGGUGUGCUUCAUGGGGUCGACGAGAAUGCGGGCAGAUGGAAAAAGGACAAUUGCGUGGGGGGCAUAAGCGUGAGGAGAAGAAAACACAGAUCAGGAGGAGGGAGUGGGGAGAAAGAGCAACGCACGCCUGAAAUCUCUUCUACGUACGUAUAUAGUAUACCACAUUCGGGCGUCGUUUCCAUUUUGUUAAUUUUCUCUUUUUUUUUUUUUUCCAGUAUUAUCUAGUCGUGCGAGUUUAAUUAAAUAUCGUUUCGUUAGGGAACGGGGGAAUGACAAAAGCGAUACAUGCAUGCGUGGUGGUUGCUAAACUGAUGCUGUUAUUGGCUCCGCUCUCUGCUUUACAAGGAGAAUGGAUUUGGACGAAGGAAAUUCGCGUUAACUGGAUCUUUUUCUUCUUUUUUUCUUUUUUUCCUUUUCUUUUCUUUUCUUUUUUUUUCUCUCUUAACAAAUGUUGACUUAACGUAUAUACAGGGAUAAUCGUUUUCCUCAUUAGUUCAAGUCUACUUCUCAGGCAAGAUUUAGAAAAUAAUUAACGCCUUUGAGAUUCUUUGGUGUUGGAGCUGCCACUGCAGCCCGCAACGGCGUUUAAUUGCACGGUAACAGCGCUUCCCACGCGGACGGAAUUCACCGAACGAAGGUGUGUUAACUUUCCAUUCUCGAGCAGCUUGAUCGUUGAAGAAUGUACCACGCUGUCGAUGUUCCACGAGGACACACAUCGUCGUUGUUUUGACUGUACGAUCGUUUCGUUGUCGAAAUUUUAUCUGAAAUUAUUUUUUUAAUCAAAUAUUCUAUAAAACUAUAUCAUUUUUCAUUUUUGCAUAUUUAAAUAUCGAAAGCGUUACGAGUGAUUGAACAUAUAUCAUUGAUCGCAAAUGCAUACGAAGUCGACAGCGAGAAAGGAAAUUGCUAGAAGUUCAUAAGGUACGAGUGAGAAGAAAGGAAUCAAAAUGUUCGAAAAUAUGUCACGAAAAAAGCGAUUGUUCGAAAGCAAUGAUUCUUCAAACUACUCGUUCGGCUUCGCUCAUCGCGAAGAAGUAGCGAGAAGUGAGACGAAAUUAUUAUCAUCAUCGAAAAGUCAAUAUGGCGACAAAGAUCGAACAUCAAACGAAUCGUGACGCGUCUACAUUCGUACCUUUAUUCUUCCAUGUUGAGGGAAUAAGAGAACGCAUGGUACAUAAAGAACGGAGAUUGAUCGAUAAUUCAUAAUUUUAAAUUCAUUGAUCGGGUUACCCUUUCACCAGCCAAGAAUCGUUUACGUAAAUAAGUAAUACUAGUUUAAAAGCUCAAGAAUAGACAAUCGAAUUUGAUUGGUUGUUUCUAAUAGAUUUUAUACACAAAAUAAGAAUACUGAUCGAAAGUGUCACCAUCUACAGAUAAGAUCGUAUAAUACCAUCUGAGCAAGCGAGUAAACUAUACAUUUAUUUAUUAUAUACUCGAACUUUUGUUGCGGAUACUGUAUGCUCGAGUCUUAUCCCCACCAUUGCAAAUUCUUUUUGCUAGUGAAGUGCAUAAUAUCAUACCGAGAUAAUACGUUACAAAUUUUUUGAAAUAUACAAGCUUUUAAUUAGUCUUUUGCUAGUUCUCAUUUAUUAUUGUUGCCAAAAAUAAAAUAAGGUUAGAAUUUCAUAUUCCGAUCUUAUAACGGACGUUCUAUAUUUCAAAUGUCAAUUCUUGAGCCUGACUAGUGUAUUACGUUCAUGUUGUGAAUAUAUUUUACGUAACAAAAGAAACGAUGAAAGUGUUUCACAGAAACGUUUUCACAGAGAAAAGUCAAUUGGAUGUUUUUGAAUGUUUAUUAAGAUUCGAUUGAAUGAAUCGAUGCAAGAGGAAAGAAGUUUGCUACAAUGUUAAUUAGAAAGUAAUGUGCGACAAUCCCAUUGAUGUUUGUAUAUACCUACGCACACGUCUGUAUGUAUAUGUGUGGUUCGAUGUGUGUGCGCGCGCGCGUCUCGCCAAGCGAAAAGAAAAAAAUGUAAGUUUUUAUUAAUAUUAACUCUAUAUGCUCUGUGUGUGUAUAUGUCUUGUAAAUAUAUAUAUAUAUACAUGCAUAUAUGUAUAUCUAUAUAUAUGCACAUAAAUAUUAUAUAUACACACAUACGUAUAUAUACUUGUAUAUAUAUAUAUGUAUACAUAUAUAUUUAUGCAUUUCUGUUUAACAUGUUAGAAACCGUAGUUUGAGGACAGUCAAAAUUCUUUCCGAUUUAUUUCGAUUCUCCGAAUGAUUUAGAAAUUUGUCUGUCGUUCUUUGCAAUAUCAUUUUAUCGAAUGCGCAGAGGCUAUAACAGGACAAGAAAUCCGAUCGAUUCUGUUUUUAUCAUCUUGUCUUUUACAUUCUAUCUUUUUUUUUUUUCUGUAUCGUUCAUUAUUAUGUCUUUCUUUCGACGUUUCACAGUAUCGAAUUGUACUUAGGCAGCGGUCAUUUUCGAAAUAUAUUCGAAUGCAAAUACUUUCGACGAAUCGAAGUAUAUUCUUUUUUCCUUUGCAUUCUUUUUCAUCGCUCCAAAUUAGUCUUUAGAUUAGCAGGAAAAAAAAAAGAAAAAAAAGUGAUACACGCAAAUACAUUUUACGUAAUAUAUAUCGUUGAUUGGAAAAAACGAUCGAGAGAAAGACAAUUCAGUCUAUCAUGAGAUCAGAAUUAAUAUCAUUGAACAAAAAAAAAAAAAAAUAUAUAUAUAUAUAAGAUUAGAACGAGCAAUGCGCAUAAAUAAAAAAAAAAAAAAACAGAAAUAGACAUAAAUCGGCGUAUUUAGAUUUGAUCAAUCUCUUCUACAAUGAACGAGCUUUCAUCGCAUUAGGAUCGUUACCGUGUGGUUUCCUUUACGAAGCUUGAUCUUCAGGAAAUUGUAAUUGCAGAGCAUCGACAUAACUAUGAUAUAAAUAUUAUCUUACGUACAUGGACGUACGAUAUUAAAAACGAAAAAAAAUAACGUGGUAUAAAAAUACCAGAAGGAAAGAUAUCAAUUCGGUGUAUUAACCCCCCCCCCCCCAAAUCUCAUGGACGAUCGAUACAAAUUCGCCUCAAACUGAACGAUCUUUCUACAUUUGAUAAUAAUAUAUCGCGAUGGCUAUAAAAUAAAUGGCAAAACGAAGGGAAAAGAAACGGAAAAGAAAAUGAAAAAAAAAAAAAAAGAAAAAGAAACAGCAGAAUAGAAAAGAACGAAAAAUUCCAUUACUUCCGGUUGAUGCGAAUUCGUUACGUCCAUAGGAAUGCGUUGACGCACAUGUUGUUAUCUAAUUGUUAGUAGAUUCAAGUUUAUACCGGCAAUUGUUAAUAAAGUUAGUAAGCAAAUA
Messenger RNA from Apis cerana (Asiatic honeybee), 10136 nucleotides. RefSeq names its product sprouty signaling antagonist (gene sty). The record is from RefSeq and is a predicted model, not a curated record. Gene Ontology annotation, biological process: multicellular organism development; animal organ development; negative regulation of Ras protein signal transduction. NCBI's taxonomy places the organism in Eukaryota, Metazoa, Arthropoda, Insecta, Hymenoptera, Apidae. Gene Ontology annotation, cellular component: membrane; cytosol.